AUGUUGCGGCUGCGGCUCACGGUGCUGCUCGCUCUGCAGGUGAUCACCUGUGCUCAGGAGGGCGGAGACUCAACGGGUGGAGCCCCAGGUGACAUCACCUUCCCCGAGCUUAGCGAUGUGUGCACUGAAGGCAGCUGUUACCCAGCAACGGGGGACCUUCUGAUUGGCCGAGCUCACCAGCUGUCGUCCACCUCUACCUGCGGACUGAAGCGCCCAGAACCGUUCUGCAUUGUCAGCCACUUGCAGGAGGAGAAGAAGUGCUUUGUGUGCGACUCGACAGCACCGUAUAACGAUGAGCUGGCCAAUCACAACAACAGCCACCGCAUUGAAAACGUCGUCACCACGUUCGGCCCCAACAGGCUGAAGACCUGGUGGCAGUCUGAGAACGGUUUGGAGAAUGUCACCGUCCAGCUGAACCUUGAAGCCGAGUUUCACUUCACUCAUCUCAUUAUGACCUUCAGGACAUUUCGACCAGCUGCAAUGGUCAUCGAACGCUCAGCGGACUACGGUAAAACCUGGCAGGUUUACCGUUACUUUGCCUACGACUGCGAGACAUCCUUUCCAUCCGUUUCCCAUGGUCCAAUGCAGAAGGUUGAUGAUGUCAUCUGUGACUCUCGGUACUCGGACAUCGAGCCAUCCACUGAGGGGGAGGUGAUUUACAGAGUCCUGGAUCCAGCAUUUCGCAUUGAAGACCCUUACAGUCCCCGGAUCCAGAACUUGUUGAAGAUCACCAACCUGCGGGUGAAGUUCACCAAACUGCACACGCUCGGAGACAACCUGCUGGACUCUCGAAUGGAGAUCAAAGAGAAGUAUUACUACUCCAUCUAUGAUAUGGUGGUCAGAGGAAACUGCUUCUGCUAUGGACAUGCCUCUGAAUGUGCCCCUGUCGAGGGAACGGGCCAAACCAUGGAGGGCAUGGUUCAUGGUCACUGUAUGUGUAACCACAACACCAAAGGACUGAACUGUGAACAGUGCGAGGACUUCUACCACGACCUUCCAUGGAGACCAGCCGAGGGGCGUAACACCAACGCCUGCAAAAAGUGUAACUGCAACCAGCACUCGGACUCGUGCCACUUCGACAUGGCCGUGUUCCUGGCCUCUGGAAACGUCAGCGGGGGAGUUUGUGACGACUGUCGGCACAACACGACUGGACACAACUGCGAGCAGUGCAAGCCGUUUUAUUACCAGCAUCCAGAGAAGGACAUCAGAGACCCAAACAUCUGCCAGCCCUGUAACUGUGACCCUGUGGGCUCCCUGAAUGGAGGAAUAUGCGACGGGAUGACGGACGUUCAAACUGGUCUGAUUGCUGGUCAGUGCCGCUGUAAAGUCAACGUGGAGGGAGAACGCUGCGAGCGCUGCAAGCCGGCGCAUUACGGGCUCAGCGACGAACCUGAAGGCUGCAAAGCGUGUUCCUGCAGCCCCCUGGGAACGGCUCCCGGAGGAAACCCCUGCGACAGCGAAACGGGAACCUGUUUCUGUAAACGUCUGGUGACCGGACGGGACUGUGACCAGUGUGUGGAUGAACACUGGGGUCUCAGUAACGACAUGGACGGCUGCAGACCGUGUGACUGCGACCUGGGAGGAGCCGUCCACAACCGGUGUGAUCAGGUGAGCGGUCAGUGCGUCUGCAGGGAUCACAUGUUUGGUCGUCGCUGCGAUCAGGUGGAGUCUGGAUUCUACUUCGUUGCUCUGGAUCACUACACCUACGAAGCUGAAGAUGCCAAGUUUGGACCUGGAGUGACGGUUGUCCCCAGACCCCACCCUCAUGACCGCAAUCCCACCUGGACAGGCGUUGGCCUGGUCAAUGUCCCUGAAGGGGCCUUCCUGGAGUUCACUGUAGACAACAUCCCUCAUUCCAUGGAGUAUGACAUCCUCAUCCGCUACGAGCCUCAGCUGCCUGACCAAUGGGAGGAGGUUCUGAUGACGGUAAUGAGGCCUGGACCAAUCAGAGCCGACAGCCGCUGUGUCAACACUGUGCCAGACGAAGACAACCAAAUGAUCUCCCUUCACCCCAGCUCACGGUACGCGGUUCUGCCGAGGCCGGUUUGUUUCGAAUCUGGACUGAACUACACGAUCCGUCUCAGCCUCCCGCUGUACUCGGCUCUCAGCGACGUUCACUCUCCGUACACGCUCAUUGACUCGAUCGUGCUGAUGCCGCACUGUAAGAACCUGGAAAUGUUCACCUCCUCAGUGGGAGGGGACUCCAGCGCCUGGGAAACGUUUCAGCGGUAUCGGUGUCUGGAGAACAGCCAGAGUGUCGUUAAGACCCCGAUGACGGACAUCUGCAGGAACUUCAUCUUCAGCAUCUCUGGACUGUUGCACCAGGGAGCAAAAGAAUGCAGAUGUGACCCCCAGGGCUCCCUCAGCACAGUGUGCGAUCCCAUCGGGGGCCAGUGCGAGUGCCGGCCCAACGUGGCAGGCAGGAACUGUGACAGAUGCGCUCCGGCCACGUUCCAGUUUGGACCGAGCGGCUGCAAAGAGUGCGCAUGCGACCCCCAGGGCUCCCAGAGUCCGAUCUGCGACCAGCUGAGCGGUCAGUGCGUCUGCGUCGCCGGGGCGUACGGUCGGCAGUGCGAUCGCUGCCUGCCGGGUCACUGGGGCUUCCCGUCCUGUCGGCCCUGCUCCUGCAACGGACACACGGAGACCUGCGACGCCUCCACCGGCCGCUGCACCGCCUGCAGGGACCACACCACCGGACACAGCUGCGACAGGUGUCUGGAUGGUUAUUAUGGCGACCCGGUGCUGGGAUCGGGCGACCACUGUCGUCCGUGUUUGUGUCCUGACGGGCCCAACAGUGCGCGGCAGUUUGCAGGAAGUUGUUAUCGUAGCGAUGCGUCUGAGCAGGUCGUAUGUGUCUGCAACACAGGAUACAAAGGCGCGCGCUGUGACCAGUGUUCACCUGGUUACUAUGGAAACCCUGACGAGGCAGGUGGCGAGUGUCUGCCGUGCCGGUGCAACAACAACAUCGACAUGCUGGACCCGGAGUCCUGCGACGCCAGAACCGGCGAGUGUCUGCGGUGCCUGUACCACAGCGAGGGCGCCGCCUGCCAGGACUGCAAGAUGGGUUACUACGGCAACGCCUCGGUUCAGGACUGCAGGAAGUGUGUCUGUAAUCAGCUGGGCAGCGACCAGUCCAGCUGUCAAUCCUCCACCGACUGCCACUGCGACCGCACCAGCGGUCAGUGUCACUGCCAACCCAACGUGGUCGGACAACACUGCGACCGCUGCGCGCCCGACACCUGGAACAUGGCGAGCGGCGCCGGCUGUCAGAGCUGCGACUGCGACCCCAACCACUCGUACGGGACGUCCUGUAACGAGAUCAGUGGUCAGUGUUCCUGCCAUCCCGGUUUCGGGGGAAGAACAUGUAACGAGUGCCGAGAGCUGUUCUGGGGUGACCCUGAAGUCCAAUGUCGUGCGUGUGACUGCGACCCUCGAGGGAUCCUGGAGCCACAGUGUAACAAAGUUAGCGGCCACUGCGUGUGCUCGGAGGGCGUGGCCGGCCCUCGCUGCGACGUCUGCGCCCGCGGCUUCCACGGCACCUUCCCGGACUGUCACCGGUGCCACCAGUGUUUCUCCGACUGGGACGCCGUCGUCGGUCAGCUGACCAAUCAGACGCACCGACUGGUCAACAAGGUCAACGCCAUCAAGACCAGCGGAAUCAGCGGACCCUACAGGAAGUCUAUAGAGAGCAUGGAGAGAAGCGCUGCGGACAUCCGAGGCAUUCUGGACCAGAACCCGGCCUCGCAACCUCUGACAGAAGUCCAGAACCUUCUACAACAGGCCAGCGACCUGAUGGCAGCUCUGAGUCAGACCAUGAACAACACUGAGGAGACUCUGGAUCUGGUGGGCGAGCAGGACUCUGGCAUUAAGACCAAACUGGACUCUGUGACGUCAGACGCUCAGAAACUGGAGCAAACGGUGCAGGAGCUGCUGGACCAGGUGGAGCUCAUCAAGAACUCUGACAUCAGAGGGGCAACAGACAGCGUCACUAAAUACUUCCUGCAGUCUCAGGCAGCCGAGGCUCGAGCAAAUGCCUCGACCAUCAACACUGGGAGCCCAGUUGAAACCUCUGCUGCCCUACGGCAACUCACAGAGGACAAACUGAACCAGACCAGGGAGGAGUUUUUACAGAGACACUCCGAACACGCCAAGAGGCUGGACAACCUGGCCGGAGAGAUGGAGACAUUGGACCUGUCGGUCAUCAGCUACAAGACAUGCGGCAGUCCAUCAUCCGGUCAAGACUCCUGCUGGUCUUCGUCCUGCGGAGGUCUGGGCUGUGUGGACCCCGACGGUCAGGCCAGGUGUGGAGGGGAAGGAUGCGACGGUGUGGUGACAGCCGCUAACAGCAUCCUGAGGAAGACUCAGGUGGCUGAGCAGGAAAUAAUCAGCGCCAUGGCGGAGGUGGAGAAGCUUUCAAAGCUGGUGCUGGAGGUGAAGAUCCAGGCUGAUGAGGUGAAGCUGAGUGCUCAGAAUGUCAUGAUGAAGACCAACAGAACCAAACACAAAGUUGACCGGAGCAACGAGGAGCUGCGGAGCUUGAUCAGACAAAUCAAAGAUUUCCUCACACAGGAUGCCGCAGACCUGGAGAGCAUCGAGCUUGUGGCGAGUGAAGUUCUGGCCAUGCAGAUGCCGACCACACCGGCUCAGCUGCAGAACCUCACGGACGAGAUCCGGCAGAAGGUGGGAGAGCUGGGACACGUGGAGGAGAUCCUGCAGCAGAGCGCCGACGAAAUCCAGAGAGCAGAGACCCUACUUGACCGGGCCCGACAAGCAAGUAAGCAGGCGACAGAUAUGAAGGACUCUGCAGAGAGGGUGAAACAAGCUCUGGAGGAAGCUCAGAGGGCUCACACAGCUGCCAGCAGCGCCAUCCAGCAGGCCGCCUCUGACAUCCAGACCACGACCAAGCUGCUGUCCUCCGUCGAGACGGAGACGGCGGACGCAGAGUCCAAGCUGCACAACGCCACCCAGAGACUGCAGCGGCUCGAGCAGGAUGUGAGGCUACUCACUGAUAAAUCCGCCAACGUCACGCAGACAACCAAAGUGACCAAUCAAGAAGCCGCAGACGUUGGAAGGAUUGCAGAGGAGGUCCAAAAGGAGCUGGAGUCGGAGGUGAAGCCAAAGUACAGCACAGUGGAACAGCUGAUAGGUCAGAAAGCAGAGGGUGUGGCCGACGCCAAGAAGAGGGCGGAGUCACUGCAGAAUGAAGCCAAAACGUUGCUGCUGCAGGCCAGUGACAAGCUGCAGCUGCUGAAAGAUCUGGAAAAGUCAUAUGAAGAUAAUCAGCGAACUCUUGAGGUGAAAGCUGAACAGCUGGUUGAGCUGGAGGCAGCAGUGAAGGCGCUGCUGCAGGAAAUCAGCCACAAGGUCACCAUCUACAGCACCUGUUUGUUUUAGACUCACCGCGUCAUACUGAGCCCAGUUAAAGGAGCAUAACCACUUCAUGUUCAAUUAUGAAUGUUUAUUUGGCUCUGAUUAAUUUUCUUUCCUUUUUUGGGCCACCUGCCAGGAAGGUAGUGUGAUUAUAUACGCUUGAAGUAUAAUUACUGAUUAAUUGAGUAAAAAUCAAAGAUUUAAGUUUAUUACAUUAGGAACUUUGUUUCUUUUUCCAAAAGGUACUAUGCUUAACUGUCUAGUUCGUUUUAAGAUUGAUCUUUAACAUGUUAACUUGAAUGUAAAUUACCCUGUGAGGCAAACACUUUUCCUCCAAAUCUAUUACGUACAAUUUGUAAUUGACUAAUUGGAUUAGUUGUGAGAGGGGUUUUGUGAAUGUUUCAACCGUUUGACUGCAACCUGUUAUGUUUCAGUAUUUUAUGUUCUACCAAAUUUUUUCUUUAAGAUCCAAAAUUAUUUGAAUAAAAAUAUUUUUCAUUAAAAAAAAAAA
Molecule: messenger RNA, 5881 nt
Organism: Fundulus heteroclitus (mummichog)
Lineage: Eukaryota; Metazoa; Chordata; Actinopteri; Cyprinodontiformes; Fundulidae
Gene: lamb1a
Product: laminin, beta 1a
Exons: 33
Coding region: 1-5394 (1797 amino acids)
Biological process (GO): basement membrane assembly; substrate adhesion-dependent cell spreading; cell migration
Cellular component (GO): laminin trimer
Molecular function (GO): integrin binding; extracellular matrix structural constituent
Source: RefSeq, a predicted model, not a curated record